AUGUUUCUUAACUACCGAUCUUUUAGUCUUUGCUCUUGCGUUUUAUUAAUAACAUUUUUAUCAUCAACUGCUCAAUUUUGCAGUAAUUUAACAUCAAUUGACGAUAAAGAUACACCAUGUUUUCUUGAAGCAGCAAUUAAUCCAGUUCCAUUACGUACAACUAGUGGUAGUGUUGUAUUACCUUGUCAUGUUGCUCGUUCUAAACGUUCUACCAUUGAAUGGUGGUAUAGUGAUCCACAAAAAUUGGUUAAUAUUAAAAUUUAUCCAGUAUAUCCUCCAGUUCGUCCAACUGCUCUUCGUUUCCUUUCAACUUUAACACCAUAUUCAAAAAAUUUUAAUGAAACAGAUAUUAUUGAUGCAACUAUUUUAUUACCCUAUGUUAAUGUUGAUGACACUGGUAUCUAUCGUUGUGUCAUUCGUCCAUGGACAAUGGAUCCUAUAGAACGUAUGGAAAAUUUUCUUUUUGCUGAUGAUUCAAAAUCUUCAUCACUCUACUAUAACCUUCAAUUAAUUGCACCUCGUCUCUGUCAUUCAAGUGCUGGUGGAUUACCAUGUUUCACAGCAAUGCGUACAAGUUCACCAACAGUAAUUGAAGCUUAUCAAACAUCAUUUCUUCAAUGCGUUGUCAAAACAUUUAACCGUCCAGUAAGCGUAUUCUGGGUUGUUGGUGAAGCACCAGUAAACAGUCUUCUUAUCAAUGAACAUCUUCCAACUAAUCAAUUUAAUGGUGAUCGACUUCGUCGUAUAUUCCCACGUUCACUUACUGAUUAUUCAAUUGAAUUAUCACUUAAUCGUACUACUCCUGAACGCAUGUAUUCAUGUGUUAUUGAUGGUUCUAGUGAUAUUGAAACAACAGUUUUCACUUAUAUUGUUCGUAAUAUCAAUCUUGAACAAGUUCAUCAAAAAAUAUUAAAUACAACACAUCAUGAUGACAAACAUGUUGAACAUACAACUCCAUCAACUGAUCCAUUAUUGAAAUUAUUAGAAAAAUCCGAUGUCACAGAUCUUGACGAUGAAACCAGCAAAGAAGAAGAAUUAUCUUCAGCUGAACGUGAAGAAGAAGAAGAAGUAACAACACCAGCAAUUUAA
Messenger RNA from Adineta steineri, 1089 nucleotides. The record is from the annotation of a GenBank genome assembly. Lineage: Eukaryota; Metazoa; Rotifera; Eurotatoria; Adinetida; Adinetidae.